Messenger RNA from Talaromyces proteolyticus, 276 nucleotides. RefSeq lists its product as uncharacterized. NCBI's taxonomy places the organism in Eukaryota, Fungi, Ascomycota, Eurotiomycetes, Eurotiales, Trichocomaceae. The record is from RefSeq and is a predicted model, not a curated record. The transcript is spliced from 2 exons. Bases 1 to 276 code for a protein of 91 amino acids.
AUGUCUCUGGGUCUUGGGACGCGCGCUAUUCUCAAACUUGACGAGAUCCGCGAGGGGAUUAAGGCCCGCGGACAGGGUGUUGGGAGCGGUGGUGGUGGUGGGGAUGGAUCGGAAGCGUGUGCGACAUGUUUGGCUAUUAAGAAGAAGGGGUAUCGGGUUGAGGGGAGAGACUGGGAGGAGCAGAGACAGGCGAUGUCGAAGAGAGACCAUGUUGCCGUCUCACAAGAGUGGUACAAGAGUCUGAAAUCGGCUACCGCAAAGAAAAACAAACCGUAG